This is a messenger RNA of Vicia faba (fava bean), 351 nucleotides long. The record is from the annotation of a GenBank genome assembly. Lineage: Eukaryota; Viridiplantae; Streptophyta; Magnoliopsida; Fabales; Fabaceae.
AUGAACAGAAUCAGCAGCAUGCACAAUCCCAUCGCUCAUACGUGUUUGCCUGGCGAUUCCACCGUCCCGACUCAAAUCCAAAAUUUCACCUUCAUGGGAUCAACAAAGCCCCUUCAAGAUCGUAAAACUGCAAGAUCCUACGAGUUGGAGCGCAAUUUUGACUACCAUGGUUGCUGCAGUCGCCCUCUACCCUUCCCAGAACAGAUAUGGGAGAAGGCAAUGAGAGAGUAUCAUGAGGAGAGAGAGCUAGCAGAUCAUAUGUCAGGGGAUAAUGCCGCAGUGUGCGAUCUGGAGACCAUCCUGGCAUCUGUUGGUGCAAGCCAGAGGGGAGGAGGGUGCUACAAGUGUUAA